Molecule: messenger RNA, 3075 nt
Organism: Sardina pilchardus (European sardine)
Lineage: Eukaryota; Metazoa; Chordata; Actinopteri; Clupeiformes; Clupeidae
Exons: 3
Coding region: 104-1969 (621 amino acids)
Source: RefSeq, a predicted model, not a curated record
UCAAUUUGUGGUAAUUGAGUAGCUCUAUUUAUAGGCUACUGGAAGAGCUGUGAGAGCAAGUUUUAUUAUACAGCUCUGGUUGUAGGCUACCACUUUUAUAGAAAUGAGGCUUAAACCAAACAGAGUUGUUUUAUUUUUGUGUCUUGUGCUCCUUUGUAUUGGCCAAAUAUGUGGUACAAGCCUUGACCUAGUGCAAAGAGAUGAGCUGCGUCAUGAGAAAAGGUCCAAGAAUAUUCAGACUGGGACCAUUACUUUUGGCACCGGCGAUAUUUCACUGGGUCGAAAUCCGGAACAUGAGAGCCAAUAUGUUGAAGAAAGCACUAGAGACGAUGGUUCCGUGAAUAUUCAAGCUGACCAUCCACAUCCAGGCCUGUUGCGUAGACAAAGCAAAAUUGCUGACUUCAGGGCCUGGAGUCGUAUGCGACCAGAUUUAGUAUGUACUGAUGACUUAAUGAAGUUCUCAGCACAAGGCCCUGGGUGUUCUUCACUCCAGUUAAACAAAGGUGGCUUGCCUCUCUCACUAAGCCAGCUACCACAAGACUGUGGCUCCUCUGUGCAAAGGACUGCAGUGGGCCUUAAGUUGCUUGCCCCUUUUGAUGGCUGUGAUGUUAUAGAACAGGGCAAUAACCACUUGCUGCAGAUGUUGUGGCGUGGCAAUCCAGUAACCCUCUCCUGCCCUCUAUCAAGCUCAGACCAAGUCUCUCCAGUUGUAUCUACUACUCCAGCUGCCAAGAUUCCUUCACUGCUUCAACAGUGGAAGCAGCCCAUCUUUGGAGGAUUCUACCCUGUAAUGCCCCCUCCAACUACAGAAGCACCUUCCACAGCUGCUAAGCCUCCUCCACAGAAUCAGUGGAUGCAGCCGAUUUUUGGAGGCUACUAUCCUGUAAUGCCGGUGACUCCCCCUCCUACUGUUGCACCAACUACAGAAGCUGCCGAGCUUCCUCCACUGAGUCAACAGUGGAAGCAGCCCAUCUUUGGAGGAUUCUUCCCUGUAAUGCCUCCUCCAGCUACUGUUGCACCAACUACAGAAGCACCCUCCACAGCUGCUAAGCUUCCUCCACAGAAUCAGUGGAUUCAGCCCAUUUUUGGUGGCUACUACUCUGCAAUGCCUGUGACUACCCCCCCAGCUACAGAAGCACCCCCCACAGCUGCUAAGCUACCUCCACAGAAUCAGUGGAUUCAGCCUAUUUUUGGAGGCUACUACCCUGUAAUGCCUGAGACUCCCCCUCCAGCUACAGAAGCACCCUGCAAAGCUGCUAAGCUUCCUCCACAGAAAAAGUGGAUCCAUCACUACUUUGGAGGCUACAACCCUGUAAUGCCUGAGACUCCCCCUCCAGCUACGGUUGCACCAACUACAGAGGCUACUGCCCUUCCUCCACAGAUUCAGUGGAUGCAGCCCAUUUUUGGAGGCUACAACCCUGUAAUGCCUGUGGCUCCCCCUCCAUCUACAGAAGCACCCCCCACAGCUGCCAAGCCUUUCCCACAGAAUCAGUGGCUGCAGCCCAUUUUUGGAGGCUACAACCCUGUAAUGCCUGAGACUCCCCCUCCAGCCACAGAAGCACCCCCCACAGCUGCCAAGCCUUUCCCACAGAAUCAGUGGCUGCAGCCCAUCUUUGGAGGUUACAACCCUGUAAUGCCUGUGACUCUCUCUCCAGCUUCAGAAGCACCCCCCACAGUUGCUGCCAUUCCUCCACAGAGUCAGUGGCUGCAGCCCAUCUUUGGAGGUUACAACCCUGUAAUGCCUGUGGCUCCCCCUCCAGCUACAGAAGCACCCCCCACAGCUGCCAAGCCUUUUCCACAGAAUCAGUGGAUGCAGCCCAUCAUUAAAGGCUACUAUCCUGUAAUGCCUGUGACUCUCCCUCCAGCUACUGUUGCACCAACUACAGAAGCUGCCGAGCUUCCUCCACAGUACCAACAGUGGGUGCAGCCUGUCUUUGGAAGCCACUAUGGUUUUUCUCAUGGUCAGUGAACACUCCCUCAAACUACUACUUCAACUACAGAAGGAUCUUCUACAGCUGCCAAGCUUCCAUACAAUCAAUGAACUACUUAGUUAUGAAUUACAAGUAACGUCAGUAGCUUUUUCAACAGCACCCCCAAAAUGGUAGAUUAAGGCUACUCCAUGCCUUAGUAUUUUCAAUCUCCUGUGUCUCUUUAUUCCAAUAGGUGUCAUUUCAUGCAUAUAUUUAAAAAAAAUGUACUUGGAGUUUAAGUUGUCUGAGGUAAUUUGUUCAAUCUGCUUUUUGAGUUCUCAUAAUUUAGUCAAAGUUCUACCAUAUUGCUUUUGUGUGUGCACAAUAGAGAUCAAGGUUUUAAAACAUAUAAGUCUUUGUUUCUACUCAAUGUCACAGGUGGGAGGGAAAGGGUUUUGGUAGUCUGUACAUAUCCUUCAAAUUCUGUUUGGCUGAAUUUCUCUUCGGAGUUAAAAAAAAACAAAACAGAUGGUCUGUUAAAGGUAGGGAUCGGAGCGGUGUGAGGUUAGAUGGAAUCAGCACUCAGAUAGGAAGGAUUGUAGGAGAUGGGUUUUUUAUUUCCCCCAAAUAAGGCCCAAGGGGCAUAAAGGAUUACGAAAAUUGUAACAAAAAUAUUAAAUAACAAAAAUACUUUAGAUAAACAAAAUAAAUAGACUUAGUAGCCCAAACAAUAAAUUCAAUAAAUGUAAAAAGUAUCGGGUGCCUACAGACCAAUUGCACUAGUCCAAGUAACACCACAUUGGAGAGAAUCUCAAGACUUACGUCUUCUCAUUAGCUACUCUCCCGUCCAAAUGAACUCACAGGUUUUAAAUGCCAUUGCGCACACCCCUCUAAUUGGAUCAUUUCAAUAUAACGCAGCAAGGGUGCUUACCGUUAACAAAAUAUAAAUCAGCUUUGAACAGCCCAAAAUAUACCUCUAAGAAACUAGAAAAUUAAUAAAAUACAUUUGCUGGAGUUUGGCAUAGCCAAACUAAACAAACCUGCAAAACUGUAUAUAAUUAGUCUACCUUAUAAAUUACGUUGGAAGUAACACGGUUUCUUUAGACAAACAAGACGCGGCAUUCACUCAUACACAAACAGAUUGAAGACGCGACAAUGGACACCG